ACGGGGCAAAAUGGCCAGCGCAGCGAGGAAUUGGUCGGGUCUGGUUACGCUAUGUCUGGGCCAGGAACGUGAGAAGAGGCAGGUAAGCAGCCAGCGCGCAUCCCUGACCAAGUCCAAUGUGGGUGCGCCAUUGGGUGCACCUCCUAAGGCGUGUAUACGUUAUCUGCCCACCUAUCGCCUGGAUCCAAAGAACCCAUUGAACAAGGAGCGCUUGGAGAUUGCCAUGAAGACCAUUAUGAACAAGAAUUAUAACGAUGACUACUUGUUCCACCCAAAGCAAUCCCAUCACAUGGCUGCCCAGGUCAGCGAAGAGAUCAAAAGCAGCAUCAAACUUCUCAACUUUGAUAGAUAUCGUUAUGUGGUCUUGGUUACUGUUGGUGAGUUACUCAUGCAAGGACUUUGCUCCAUGAUGAACUUCCUGUGGGACGCCGAUAAGGAUGGUUAUGUUAGCUAUGCCAUCAAGACACCCAAAUAUUUUGCUGUCUGCACUAUAUUCUAUUUAUAUUACGACUGAAAAGGCUUUCAACUGGGUGUUUUAUAAAAUGUUAUAAGCUAGAUAAUCAAUUUUCA
Molecule: messenger RNA, 570 nt
Organism: Drosophila innubila
Lineage: Eukaryota; Metazoa; Arthropoda; Insecta; Diptera; Drosophilidae
Product: tctex1 domain-containing protein 1-B
Exons: 4
Coding region: 11-514 (167 amino acids)
Biological process (GO): microtubule-based movement
Cellular component (GO): cytoplasmic dynein complex; cytoplasm
Molecular function (GO): dynein intermediate chain binding
Source: RefSeq, a predicted model, not a curated record